Heterostelium album PN500 is the source of this 1431-nucleotide messenger RNA. Its product is annotated as cryptopsoridial mucin. Bases 1 to 1431 code for a protein of 476 amino acids. The transcript has 3 exons. The record is from RefSeq and is a predicted model, not a curated record. NCBI's taxonomy places the organism in Eukaryota, Evosea, Eumycetozoa, Acytosteliales, Acytosteliaceae. Gene Ontology annotation, molecular function: calcium ion binding.
AUGAAUGUCAAUAGUAAUAAUAAUAAUAAUACAUUCUUAUCUAAUUUCAGAGAUUUUACAUAUAAAGAAUCGGAAUAUUUCAUAGAUUGUGAAAGAUUCACAGUUAAAGAGAUUCAAGCAUUCGAAAGAUUAUUCAAAGCGAUCGACACUGAUUGUAAAGGAUACAUUACCAAAGAUGACUAUAGGAAAUAUACAAAGACAUUGAAAAGCAACAUACUUUUACCUUCCUAUGAAAGUUUUCUUAUAUAUCAAAAUAAUACUGUUAUAACUUAUUACUACUUUUUAACAACACUAAGUUUACUUGGUCUUAGAAUUUUAAAUAGUAAUGAAGAUGAUAAUAAUAACAAUAAAGAAUGUAAUAAUAAUAAUAAUAAUGUAAAUGGUGAAAAUAAAACAAAAAAACAACAACAACAACAACAACAAUCUGCUCAAGUGUCACAGAAAGAAUCAGUGGCAACAGAGACAGCCAAAUCAACUACUACAACAACACCAAACACAGCUACAGCAACAGCAACAACAACAACAACAACAACAACAACAACAACAACCACCAGCUCAACUCCACCUGUAACAACUUCGAUAUCCACAACACUAAACACAACUACUACUACUACAACAGCAACAGCAACAGCAACUACAGCAACAACAGCAGCUCAAAAGAAACCAGUAUCUACUGUACCUACCUCAAGUGGUGACAACAUACCAACUGCGACAGCAACAACAGCGUCUACUAGCAACGGCAGCAACAAUUCUUCCACCAAGAUAAAGGCUGCAUCAUCUCUCAAUUUACAGAAAAGCAGCAAUACUGUUACCUCUAAAUCAUCUUCGUCCUCUCUUUCCAUUAACAAAUCAUCACCUACGACAACUCUAAAACCAAUACAACAAUUGCAAUCAACAAACAACAAUAAUAAAAAUAGUAAUAAUAAUAAUAAUCAAAGCAAUGAGGGUGCCAGUGAAAAGAAACAAAUUUCAACAACAGACCCAUCACCAUCUCAAGCAACAACAACAACAACAACAGUAACAACACCUGCAACAACAACAGUGUUGCCAAGUGAAAAUCAAACAGUAGUCUCUACUGUGGCUAAUGAAAAGAAACCUCAGGUGGAAUCAACAACAGCUACUACGACCACUACUUCACUACCAACAGUAUCAACAAAUACAAUGGAACAACCAACGAAACAAGAACAACAAACAUCAGACGUAAACAAUCACAAAGACGAAAAUAUUAAUACACCGCUACCACCACAAACAAAUCAACAACAACAAACAAAGCCAAAAACAACCGAAACAAUUGUAAUAAACAUACCAACUAUAGUAUCAGCUUCGCCAUCACCGACAUCACCAACAACACCAUCGCCAUCACCUACAUCACCCAACACAUCGACACCUCGAUUCAGUAGACUAGGUACACACAGACAGUCACAGAAAUAG